Molecule: messenger RNA, 792 nt
Organism: Mycena citricolor
Lineage: Eukaryota; Fungi; Basidiomycota; Agaricomycetes; Agaricales; Mycenaceae
Source: the annotation of a GenBank genome assembly
CUGGGGGCCUACUAACUAUCUAUCACUUUACCCGGACAUUGCCGCGGAGUCACCCUUCAAUCCCGCUGACUGAUAUCAGGCAGAUCCAUCCACAUCUCUUUGCUCCUACUACCAUGCCACCUGCAGAGUACUUCAUUCGCCUCCAACACGGUAUCGUGGGCGGCUUUGCCCCACCGACGCCCGACUCGGUGUACACGCUGACCAAGACCUCGGGGCUCUCCAACAUCAGCAUCACGACGGCCGUGCGCCCCGACGGGACGCCGGCUCUGCAGGACGGCGCGCCGACGUCGCUCGCGGGGGACGCGCCCAGCACGGACACGCUCGUCGACGAGCUGUACGCGAUCCUGCAGGCGAUCCCGGUCGAACAGCCGACGGGGAGCGAGGACAUCUACGGCCUGAACACGAGCAUCGCGUGGGUGAGCGAGGGCUUCGAGUGGUUCAACGGCGGCCCGGCGGGGACGACCGGUGGGACUAGUGCGGUGCAGCCGACCGAGGGGGAUCGGGCGAAGUUCAAGCGCGCGGUGGAGAUCGUGAAGGAGCUCGUUGGGGAGGCGAAGUGAGGGGGUGAUGCGGCCCUGGGAACCUCAACUGUACAAUUGUAGUAUCAUUCUAGCUGUGAUCAAUUAUGUUGGCCGUGCAAUUCAGUCAUAGCCGCAUUUCCGAUGCUCAUCUCCCCGCCCGGAGCAUCGUCGCUCCGAGUUACACGCAUCUAGCGGACUCAUCGAUUCAGCUCGAACGCGGCUUCAGAUCUGAUAUCCGGACCUAGACAUAGCCUUCACAUAACAAACUCCG